Messenger RNA from Trichoderma gamsii, 1134 nucleotides. RefSeq lists its product as hypothetical. The record is from RefSeq and is a predicted model, not a curated record. Bases 1 to 1134 code for a protein of 377 amino acids. NCBI's taxonomy places the organism in Eukaryota, Fungi, Ascomycota, Sordariomycetes, Hypocreales, Hypocreaceae. The transcript is spliced from 3 exons.
AUGUCGUCUUCAUCGGUAAGAGUGAAGAGGAGGCGCACUGAGGAGUCCGACACGGAGGGCAGCGUCUCAGAACCAGAAAUGGCCAAUACGACAGAUACCAGACGGCCAGUACUUGAAAGUGUAGAUGGAAACGGGAAUCCGGAGCCGAUAACUGUAUCAGAAAAGAGAUACCGAGAUUGGCGCAAGAAUGGAUCUCCGCGUCGAGGCGUGUGUUUUGUGUGCAGUAAAGCGGGAGCCUUAGAGGACUGCUACACCUGCCCGAGAUCAUAUCAUCAGCAUUGUUUGGAUCAGCCUGUGGAAACCUUUAUGCAUCAUGAUAAUUUCUUUUGCCAAGUCUGCCAAAAACGACAAUGGCACCAGCAUCUACCGCCACUCAGUCCGCCACCAUCUCCGCCUCCAGAGAAGCAAAGGGUGGCUCUACCCAGUCACAGGCCAAAUACACAGCCUAAUAAUGAACUCUCCCUGCCUUUACCGUCACCCGCUCCAGCGUCAAAUUCGCCGGCUCUCACACCUACUCCCGCCCAUGCUCCCGCUCCGGCUACUGCUCCCGCUCCCGCACCAGCAACCCAGAAUUCUCAGGCUACGGCACCGACGUCUUUUACUUGGCUAUCUCAAAACCAGUACACCACUCCAGUCGCUCGCUCAGGCACGAUUUCAAGCCCGCGAGCCUCAACGCCUCUUUCGGGUGUAAUCAACAUGUCGGGCGUCGGCCGUGGGAUGGUAGCCGGUCCACGAGGCCCCCGGUCACGCUUUUCUACGCUACCGGCCGAGGUAGAUGAUGCAGUCUCUCUACUGCUCAGGGAACUAGAGUAUCUGGGUGAUGCAAGACAAAAAAUCACCCAUCUCGAAGAUGUGAUUGUGAGACUACAGCAGGACGUCAGGAUCAAUGAGAACGCUCUCAGGCUGGCGCAGCGCAAUGCUGCAUCAUCAAAUUCACGCAAUUCGGAGGGCCUACGAACCGAGAACGAAAAGCUGAAGAAGGAGGCUGAGGAUAUGCGUCGAUUACUAGCGGAUGAGAAAUCUCGAUCUCACUAUUACCAGGCAGAUGCGGAGUACUGGAAGUCGCAAGCUCAGACUAAGCAGACAGAAUUGGAGGAACUAAGAGGGAAGCUGAAGAAUUUACUGGGUGGAUAA